This is a messenger RNA of Crotalus tigris (Tiger rattlesnake), 1581 nucleotides long. Its product is annotated as vomeronasal type-2 receptor 26-like. Lineage: Eukaryota; Metazoa; Chordata; Lepidosauria; Squamata; Viperidae. The transcript is spliced from 5 exons. Gene Ontology annotation, biological process: G protein-coupled receptor signaling pathway. The record is from RefSeq and is a predicted model, not a curated record. Gene Ontology annotation, cellular component: membrane. Bases 1 to 1581 code for a protein of 526 amino acids. Gene Ontology annotation, molecular function: G protein-coupled receptor activity.
AUGUCCAUGGUGCAGUUCCACACCCUUAACAUCCAGGAAGACAACGUGGUGACAAAGUUCUACCAACAUGUCUUGGCCUUAGUGUUUGCCAUUAAUGAGAUCAAUGAGAGUCAACAGAUCUUGCCAAAUGUUACUCUUGGAUUCCACAUCUAUGACAGCUACUCUGAAUCAAAGAUGACCUAUCAAAGUUGUCUGGAUCUGCUCUUCAAAUUGCAUACGAUUGUCCCCAAUUACAUAUGUCAUGCUAAAAAAAAAGUCAUAGGCAUCAUUGGAGGACUGAGUUCUGAUACGUCUUCAUGCAUGGCAGACAUUUUUCACCUUUAUAAGAUUCCUCAGCUACAUUCAUUUCUGCAGAGGAUUUCAUUCAACAACAGUGCUGGAGAUGAAAUUACAUUCAAUCAACAGGGUGAAUUAGUAGCUGGAUUUGACAUUAUGAACUUGGUCACAUUCCCAAAUAAAUCUUAUGUAAAAGUCCAAGUUGGGGAUCUGGAUCCUCUAUGGAAAACCUUCAUGAUUAAGAAAGACCAAAUCCAGUGGAACCAAAAAUUCACUCAGGUGCCACCUCUUUCCUUAUGCAAUGACCUUUGUCCACCUGGAUACCGAAAGACAGGGAAGGAAGGGGAAAAAUUUUGCUGCUAUGAUUGCAUUCUGUGUCCAGAAAGAAUGAUCUCAAGUCAGAAGGACAUGGAAAAUUGCAAGAGUUGUUCCAAGGACCAUUUUCCAAAUGAAGCUCAUGUACAAUGUAUUCCUAAAACACCGAACUUUCUGACUUUUGAAGAAUAUUUGGGCAUUACUUUUUCUGCCUUGGCUCUGUUUUUUUCUCUUACUACAGGUCUUGUCCUUGCAAUCUUCAUUAAGCAAAGGGACACUCCCAUUGUCAAAGCCAACAAUCGCAGCCUCAGCUAUGUUCUCCUUAUCUCUCUUCUCCUUUGUUUCCUUUGUUCACUUCUGUUCAUUGGACAGCCCAAUAAGACAACUUGCCUCCUCCGACAAAUGACAUUAGGCAUCAUCUUCUCUGUUACUAUUUCUUCUAUUUUGGCCAAAACUAUCACAGUCAUUGUAGCAUUUCUAGCAUCAAAGCCAGGAAGCCUAUUCCACAAAUGGGUGGGGCAAAGGUUGGCCUAUUCUAUUAUCUGCUUCUGCUCCUUCAUUCAAGUUGGUAUUUGUGCCAUCUGGAUGAGUACUUCUCCCCCAUUUCCAGAUUUGGACAUGGAGACACUCCUUGAAGAAAUCAUCGUAGAAUGUCAUGAAGGCUCCAUCACCAUGUUUUACUGUGUCUUAGGCUACAUGGGCCUCUUGGCUCUUCUCAGCUUCACUGUGGCCUUCCUAGCCAGGAAGUUACCAGACAGUUUCAAUGAAGCUAAGUUCAUCACUUUCAGCAUGUUGGUUUUCUGCAGUGUUUGGUUGACCUUUGUACCCACCUACUUGAGUACCAAAGGGAAGUACAUGGUGGUUGUGGAGAUCUUCUCUAUCUUGUCUUCUGGUGCUGGUUUAUUGGGAUGCAUUUUCAUGCCCAAAAUCUAUAUAAUUGUAUGGAAGCCUGAACUCAACACUAGAGAGCAUUUAAUACAUAAGAAAUAG